Molecule: messenger RNA, 819 nt
Organism: Fusarium graminearum PH-1
Lineage: Eukaryota; Fungi; Ascomycota; Sordariomycetes; Hypocreales; Nectriaceae
Exons: 1
Coding region: 215-649 (144 amino acids)
Biological process (GO): purine nucleobase metabolic process
Molecular function (GO): hydroxyisourate hydrolase activity
Source: RefSeq, a predicted model, not a curated record
CACAAACAACAUCAAGAACUUUAUGAUAUCGUUGAUCCAAUCUUAACUCUAUCUCAGCAUCCGCUCUCACUCACAUCAGGCGCAUAAACCAAACUUCAACUUAUAGUAAAGACCGCCCUCAUAUUGACGUCAAACCUCACCAAAUACCGAAAUACCGUACUUAUAUCACCACCACAACCAACCACUUCACACACACCAAGUGCCACCCCCCGCGAUGGUUUCACCCACCAAAGAUCCCAUUACGUGUCACGUCCUUGACACUCAGGCCGGCAAACCCGCGCGCGGCAUCCGUGUCCGCCUUGAAGGUCCUAUCCCCCCUUCUGCCAAUCCGCACUCGGCCGCCCAGCCGAGGGCCAACACCUUCGAGUCCAUCACGGACGAGGACGGCCGCGUUACUUCAUGGUUGCCCUUUCUCUCCGAGGAUUCUGCUGGCGAGCCUCCUCUCCAAACGCUUGUUGAGAUUCUCGAGGACCGCAAGGGACGGGGCUCAUCACGCUGGACGCUGCGUUUUGAUACCGGAGCUUACUUUGGCGAGGAGAACACCUUUUUUCCCGAGGUCACGGUUACCUUCCGUAUGGAGGAGAGGCAGACGUAUCAUGUACCUCUCCUGCUGAGCCCUUACAGCUACACGAGCUACCGUGGAAGCUAGAAGGUCAGCACUAUUCUCUUGCAGACGUGGAUGAAAUGGGCCAGAAUGAUGAUCUCGAUAUUUUAUACGGAAAUGAACACCUGUGCGUCUAGUAUAGCGACAGGCUCAAGACAGUACAUUAGAGUUAUUUGCACAAUGAGAGCCCAAGGGGUAAUGGUCAUUUUGAUAAU